GGUAGGUAGCUGCAAGGACCAGUGGCGCGGUGAGUACUCGGGGAGGAUGAGGGAGGAUGGUGAUGGGUGGAGGUUGCGGACCCUCCCUAUGCAGCGCGGGUCAGGGUCCUAGGGUCCGCUCUGAGGCCUAGAGAAGGCCCUGGAGUUCUGCUCUCGUGAAAGCAGCCCAGCCCGAGACACCUCCACAUUCUCAGGCCUGAAUCACAGCCCGCCCCUUUAUCCCAAGGUUCGGGAUCAACUUGAAAUGUUAUAUCCCAGCCAUGAAACUAGGCCAUGUCUGGUCCAACUGAUGAGACUGCAGGAGACUUGCCUGUGAAAGACAUAGGUCUAAACCUCUUUGGAAUGGGAGGGUUACAAGAAAUUUCAACAACACGGACAACAAUGAAGUCUCGCCAGGCAGUGUCACGUGUCAGUCGUGAAGAACUGGAAGACAGAUUUUUGCGUUUGCAUGAUGAGAACAUUUUACUUAAACAGCAUGCCCGCAAGCAGGAGGAUAAAAUUAAAAGAAUGGCCACCAAGUUAAUACGGCUAGUUAAUGACAAGAAAAGAUAUGAGCGGGUUGGUGGCGGCCCCAAGCGGCUGGGACGAGAUGUGGAAAUGGAAGAAAUGAUUGAGCAGCUGCAAGAGAAAGUCCAUGAGCUUGAAAGACAAAAUGAAGCCCUCAAACACAGACUAAUUUCAGCCAAACAGCAACUUCAAAUCCAGGGUUACAGGCAAACUCCAUACAAUAAUGUACAAUCUCGCAUUAACACUGGGCGUAGAAAAGCAAAUGAAAAUGCAGGCUUUCAGGAAUGCCCCAGGAAAGGUAUAAAAUUCCAAGAUGCAGAUGUAGCUGAAACUCCACAUCCUAUGUUUACAAAAUGUGGCAACAGUUUACUUGAAGAAGCCAGAGGAGAAAUAAGAAAUUUAGAAAAUGUUAUUCAGUCACAAAGAGGCCAGAUAGAAGAGUUAGAGCACUUGGCUGAGAUCCUGAAAACUCAGUUGAGGAGAAAAGAAAAUGAAAUUGAAUUAUCUCUUCUUCAACUUCGAGAACAGCAAGCUACAGAUCAAAGGUCAAAUAUUCGGGACAAUGUAGAAAUGAUUAAGCUUCAUAAACAGCUAGUGGAGAAAAGCAAUGCUCUUUCAGCAAUGGAAGGAAAAUUUAUUCAGCUUCAAGAGAAGCAAAGAACUCUCAGAAUCAGCCACGAUGCCUUGAUGGCAAAUGGGGAUGAGUUAAACAUGCAACUUAAAGAGCAGCGUUUAAAAUGUUGCAGUCUUGAGAAACAAUUACAUUCUAUGAAGUUUUCUGAAAGAAGAACAGAAGAGCUGCAGGAUAGAAUUAAUGAUUUAGAAAAGGAACGGGAACUUUUAAAAGAAAACUAUGAUAAACUUUAUGACAGUGCCUUCAGUGCUGCCCAUGAAGAGCAAUGGAAGUUAAAGGAGCAGCAGCUGAAAGUACAGAUUGCUCAGCUUGAGACUGCCUUGAAAUCUGACUUAACAGACAAAACUGAAAUCCUUGACAGAUUAAAAACUGAAAGAGGACCUUUAAUAAACCAAAAUGAAAAACUCGUUCAAGAGAAUAAAGUACUGCAGUUACAGUAUCUGGAACAAAAGCAGCAACUUGAUGAACUUAAAAAACGUGUGAAAUUUUACAACCAGGAGAAUGAUAUUAAUGCUGAUGAAUUGAGUGAAGCUCUCCUACUUAUAAAGGCUCAAAAAGAACAAAAAAAUGGAGACCUUUCCUUUUUAGUGAAAGUAGAUAGUGAAAUUAAUAAAGAUCUAGAACGGUCUGUGAGAGAGCUGCAAGCAACUCAUGCAGAAACAGUGCAAGAGCUUGAAAAGACAAGGAAUAUGCUAAUUAUGCAACAUAAAAUUAAUAAAGAUUAUCAGAUGGAGGUUGAGGCAGUGACCCGUAAAAUGGAAAACUUGCAGCAAGAUUGUGACCUCAAAGUGGAGCAGUAUGUUCAUCUUCUCGACAUCAGGGCUGCACGCAUCCAGAAACUAGAAGCCCAAUUAAAGGAUAUUGCCUAUGGCACCAAGCAGUACAAAUUUAAACCAGAAAUCAUGCCAGAUGACUCUGUUGAUGAAUUUGAUGAAACCAUCCACUUAGAACGAGGCGAAAAUCUUUUUGAAAUCCAUAUCAACAAAGUAACCUUUUCUUCUGAAGUUUUACAGGCAUCUGGAGAUAAAGAGCCUGUCACUUUCUGUACCUAUGCUUUCUAUGAUUUUGAACUACAGCUAACUCCUGUAGUGCGGGGCCUUCAUCCUGAAUAUAACUUCACUUCUCAAUAUCUUGUUCAUGUUAAUGACUUAUUUUUGCAAUAUAUUCAGAAGAAUACUAUCACCCUCGAGGUCCAUCAAGCUUAUAGCACAGAAUAUGAAACAAUUGCAGCAUGUCAAUUAAAAUUUCAUGAAAUUCUUGAAAAAAGUGGCCGAAUAUUUGGUACAGCAAGUUUGGUUGGAACUAAAGGAGACAUCCCAAAUUUUGGCACAGUGGAAUACUGGUUCCGAUUAAGAGUUCCCAUGGAUCAAGCAAUUCGACUUUAUCGAGAACGGGCAAAGGCUUUGGGAUAUAUAACAUCGAAUUUUAAGGGGCCAGAGCAUAUGCAAUCGUUAAGUCAGCAAGCACCCAAAACUACUCAACUCAGUUCUACAGAUUCCACAGAUGGCAACCUAAAUGAACUUCACAUUACAGUAAGAUGUUGCAACCACCUGCAGUCCCGAGCAAGCCACCUGCAGCCACACCCAUAUGUUGUGUACAAGUUUUUUGAUUUUGCAGACCAUGAUACAGCCAUCAUUCCCAGUAGCAAUGAUCCACAGUUUGAUGAUCAUAUGUAUUUCCCAGUGCCAAUGAAUAUGGAUUUGGAUCGAUACCUUAAGUCAGAGUCUCUGAGUUUUUAUGUUUUUGAUGAUAGUGAUACCCAGGAGAAUAUUUACAUAGGAAAAGUCGAUGUGCCUCUGAUUUCACUGGCACAUGACAGGUGUAUCUCAGGAAUAUUUGAGUUAACAGACCAUCAAAAGCAUCCUGCUGGCACCAUCCAUGUUAUAUUGAAAUGGAAAUUUGCCUACCUUCCACCAAGCGGAUCAAUAGCAACUGAAGACUUAAGAAAUUUCAUACACAGAGAAGAGCCAGACGUUGUUCAAAGACUUCCUCCAGCACCCUCUGUUAGCACACUAGUUGCACCAAGACCUAAACCAAGACAACGUUUAACACCAGUAGAUAAGAAGGUGUCUUUCAUGGAUAUCAUGCCACGUCAGAGUGAUGAGACUUCUCCUCCUGAAGAUAUGAAGGAAAUUUUGCCAGAAGUGGAGCAUAUACCAGAAAUAGAAAUUAAUGUGCCAGCUGUUUCACAUGUUCCCAAGGUUUCACAAGAAAGCAGUGUAGACAAGGUAAAAGAGAAUACUGAGAAAAUGCAGCAAGGAAAAGAUGAUGUGUCUUUACUGUCUGAAGGUCAGCUUGCAAAACAAAGCUUGGUGUCUUCUGAAGAUGAAACAGAAAUAACAGAGGACUUGGAACCAGAAGUUGAAGAGGACAUAUCAGCUUCUGACAGUGAUGACUGUAUUAUUCCAGGUCCUAUCUCCAAGAAUAUCAAACAGCCUUCAGAAAAAAUUCGGAUUGAGAUCAUAGCUCUAAGCCUUAAUGAUUCUCAAGUAACCAUGGAUGACACUAUUCAACGGCUGUUCAUUGAGUGCCGAUUCUACAGUCUUCCUGCCGAAGAGACACCCGUGUCACUUCCAAAACCCAAGAGUGGGCAGUGGGUUUACUAUAACUAUAGCAAUGUGAUCUACGUGGAUAAAGAAAACAACCAAGCAAAGAGAGACAUCUUAAAAGCUGUACUACAGAAACAAGAGAUGCCUAAUGGAAGCAUUCGCUUCACCGUGGUCAGUGACCCUCCAGAGGACGAGCAGGACCUGGAGUGUGAGGACAUUGGCGUGGCUCACGUCCAUCUCGCCGACAUAUUCCAGGAAGGGAGGGACCUCAUUGAGCAAAAUAUCGAUGUUUUUGAUGCACGAGCAGAUGGUGAAGGUAUUGGCAAGCUCAGGGUAACAGUUGAAGCUCUCCAUGCCCUCCGGUCUGUCUAUGAGCAAUACAGAGAUGACUUGGAGACUUGAAAGCAACUGCUCCAGAGGCGUCUCCUAAUCCUGAGUAAAUGCUCACAUGAAAGCUCCUACAUGAGAUUUUUGUAAUUACUCUGGUGUAUAUAAUCUAUAAUUCAUGGGAAGCUGGGAGCGGGGAGACCUGGGUUUGAAGUGUUUUGAAUUUUGUAUACUUUUUCAUUUGUUUAUUUCUAUACCCUCUUUCCCAUGACUGCCACCCCUCAGGACUUAAGUUCUCCAUAAUGGGCAGUACCUUCUCAAUAAUUUAUACCUACAUGAUAGCAUGAGAAAGUCUAUUUGCAUUUUCAACAUUUUCUUAGGAAGAACUGAAAUGCAAUUCCCAUUCUUAUUUUUAAUAAGCAAAAGCAUAAAUCUUAGACAACCUAUGAAAAAAAAUACUUUUAUGUUACCCCUAAUCGUCCCACUAAACGGAAUGCUUAUGAUUAGCCUCAUUAAGAGUUUUAUACUGUGAAGAUUUUAUUAGAAGCAAUAUAUGAAAAUUACUUGGAUUAAUGUGUUAAUCUUCCUCUUUAAAAUGCUAAUAUCCAUUUUAUGCACAUUAAAGCUCAGUAUGCAUUUUCUUUGAUGCAUGCAGUUUCUAUCAAUUAAAUAUAAAGAAUGAGACUUAGCACCAACUUAUUCAAUGACUGCGAAUUUUUUGUUUUUCUUUCUUAAAAGUUCAUUCUGUUUGUAUUAUUUGCAUGUAUUUGUAAUGGUGGUAUGGGAUCCAGGGAUGUGUAUCUAUAAAAAGGAAAUAGGUAUAUGGAUAGAUGUGAAAUUUACAUGUUGAAAACUUAGCAUAUGACAUAGAAACAAAUUAUCAAAAGUAUAGCUCAAAUUCUGAUGUGCUUAGUAAGAUCUGAAAGGAGUAUCUUUUUAUCAUUUUUUUAAAUUUACAUCAAGCCAGUACAUUGCUGGGGUGUAUCUGGGUAACCAGAUCCUCAAAAAGAGCUCGGAAAGUUAAUUUUCUAGCUUUUACCCAAUCUCACUGAAGGAUUUAAUUGAUAUUUUUAAUGGAGCUGUGAAUCAAUGCUGCAAGGGAAUUGUCUCUAGAGGUCUGGGAUAUAAUGCAUUUCAUUUUUUAAUUUACUUUUUUAUUUGUCAUUUUCUUCAAAGGAUUUUUAUAGGCCGUGGGUUUUCACUGUUUGCAAACAGGCUAUGUUCCUUCUUAAGCAUAUGUAAAGUAUUCAGGGAGAUAAGUAAUUUAUUAAAAUCUACCUAAUUUGCCGUGAUAUAUUAAAUCUCUGCUUCAGUGAUCACAGACCAUUUCAUUUAGAGAAUUAGGCAUUCCCUCUUUGUGUGAUUAAAGCUCUGGAAAAUGAGUUCUUUGCUCCUAUUUGUGAACAUUCAAAGCCUGCUAAUGGCAAGAAGAUGGAAUAGAUUAUGAGACAAUUCAUUACAGUUCCAUAGAAAAAAAAAAAGCAGCUAUAAUGCAAAAAUGCAAGUAUGAAUAUCUGCAUAUAGUUUGAACCAUCUGUGCUCUAAUGGCUUCAAUAAUGACUCUCGUCUUUAGGAGGCUUUGAAAUGACAUCCGUACAAUAUUAAUUUGUUGAUGUACAUUGUGGGACCAGUAGAGUAUGAUCUGACCACAGAAAUCUAUAAAUUCUGUCUAUACCACUGGGCCUCCCUGUCCUGGGGCUUGCCAUCUCCAAGAAGAAUCUUGCUCUCAUCAAACUCUGCAAAUCUUCAUAACAACUCAUUCCUCUGGAACCUUCUAGAGACCACAAACAUCUGCAGACUAAACCUCUCCAAUCCUAGUAAACAACCACAUGUUUGUUGUCACUUCAGCUGGCUUUGAGCUCAUUUUUUUGGCCCCUCUUUCUAGCUUUCUUUGGCUUUAUGCAGUUACAGUGUCAUUAAGGCCCAUAAUAUUCCCUGCAGUAAUUUAAAACAGCCAGAUUAUACCCUGGGAUUAACUGAGUGGUUUUUGAGACAUUUAUUGUGGUAUUCUCCCAGAAGGUUUGUAUUAUUGUUGUAAAAUGUUACAUCCCAAACUAAAUAACCCUUCUGCAGGGAGAAGAACCAGAUUUCACCGACUUCUUAGGAUCUUUAAGUGGAAAGGAAAAGCUUUUCUUAGAAAACUUCUGGGAUCCAGUCACCUGUAUGGAACGCAAAGCUCAGACAAGGUUAGAGAAACAGCCAUGUUUCUGUCACAUUGUUUACUGUAAUAUUAAAGAUUUCUAGUUUUAAAAUAUUCAGUUUCAAACUAUUGCAAAUUUUCACAACACUCAUUUUCAUAGCUAAUUGCUGUUGACACAUUGUGAAAUGACGAGGUAGUAUUGAAUGCUGUCAUGUGGAUACUUCAGUUGGGUUUCAUAAUCUGUUCAAAGGUUUUGUUUGUUUCAUCUUGUGGUAACUAGAGUUCAUUGAAAAGCUUACCACCUUUUGGGUUAAAGAGCAGUGGUUUUCUCUUGGUGAGCCAAACUGGAUCCAUUGAGAAGGGCAUGGCGUAAGGGGCCACCAGCAGUGGCCUUGCCACACAGAUAGCAGCGUAAGGUGUUCUGUUGUGAACCUACAACUCUUAGUGUAACUGGACCAGUGCACUCAGCACUUUUUUGGGCUGUAAUGCUUUUAGUUUGGAAAUAUAAAUAGAGAUGUGAUGUGGUAUGUGGGAGAGUGUAUUUUACAUGUUUUUUUGCCUACUGUAGUAGAAAUGUCAAAUUCCCAGCCACUGUCAUGAGAAGCGGUUGACAAAAAUAAGUUUUAUGGUUUCCAGUGUGGUUUAUGUGAAGAACAUUUCUCUUCACUCUCAGUUUCAACAUGUUUUCUAAAUUAUCAUGGUUUACUGCGAUUUAGCUUAAAUUAGUUUUUUUUAAGAAUAAAUAGAGAAUAUGUUUAAUCAAAUAAAGAAAGGCCACAUUGAAA
Messenger RNA from Cebus imitator (Panamanian white-faced capuchin), 6942 nucleotides. It is a transcript of the gene RPGRIP1L, whose product is annotated as RPGRIP1 like. The transcript has 27 exons. Bases 274 to 4092 code for a protein of 1272 amino acids. Gene Ontology annotation, molecular function: thromboxane A2 receptor binding. Gene Ontology annotation, cellular component: photoreceptor connecting cilium. The record is from RefSeq and is a predicted model, not a curated record. Gene Ontology annotation, biological process: non-motile cilium assembly; retinal rod cell development. Lineage: Eukaryota; Metazoa; Chordata; Mammalia; Primates; Cebidae.